Messenger RNA from Micropterus dolomieu (smallmouth bass), 893 nucleotides. Its product is annotated as cytosolic sulfotransferase 3-like. The coding region runs from base 4 to 885 and encodes 293 amino acids. Gene Ontology annotation, molecular function: sulfotransferase activity. Gene Ontology annotation, biological process: sulfation. Lineage: Eukaryota; Metazoa; Chordata; Actinopteri; Centrarchiformes; Centrarchidae. Gene Ontology annotation, cellular component: cytoplasm. The record is from RefSeq and is a predicted model, not a curated record. The transcript is spliced from 7 exons.
AAGAUGGAGCUGCCACCUCGUCCAACACUGUUUGACUUCCAUGGAGUCUCCAUGAUCAAAUACUUCACUGACAACUGGGACAUUUUGCAGAACUUCAAAGCCAGACCAGAUGAUAUUCUUAUAGCUACUUACCCUAAAGCAGGAACCACAUGGGUCUCUUACAUCCUGGAUCUUCUGUAUUUUGGGCAGACAUCUCCAGAGCGCCAGGCGUCCAUUCCUAUUCAUGAAAGAGUGCCGUUUCUGGAGAAAAGCGUACCUUCUCAACUCUCAGGUAAAGACUUGGCAGACCAGCUUCCCACCACUCCUCGUCUCAUUAAAACUCAUCUACCAGUCCAGUUUGUGCCCAAGUCCUUCUGGGAGCAGAACAGCAGGAUAGUUUAUGUGGCUCGUAAUGCAAAGGACAGUGCAGUGUCCUAUUUCCACUUUGGCCGCAUGAACAGUAUCCAUCCAGAACCAGGUGACUGGAGCACGUUUCUAAAGGAUUUCAUGGAGGGAAAGAUGGUGUUUGGGUCGUGGUAUGACCAUGUGAACGGCUGGUGGGAGAAGAAACAGACGUAUUCAAACCUUCACUACAUGCUGUAUGAAGACCUGAUUGAGGACUGUGGACGAGAGAUAGACUGUCUCUGUUCCUUCCUUGGUUUGUCUCCUUCAGCUGAGGAGAAGGAAAGAGUCACAAAUGAAGUGAAAUUUGAAAACAUGAAAGCGAACAAAAUGACAAAUUGUUCUGCUGUCCAAGCUAUGAAUCACAAAGUGUCUCCUUUCAUGAGAAAAGGGAAAGUUGGUGACUGGAAGAACCAUUUCACCGUGGCCCAGGAUGAACAGUUUGAGGAGGACUACAAGCAGAAAAUGAAGAAUCCUACACUGAAGUUUCGUACUGAAGUUUAAGUGUUCAG